GAAACCAACCUCAGCGUCAUUUUCUUUUCCUCUUCAUGUGGUCCCGCAAUAACAGCUAUUGGCCCUCAGCUUCACGUUUCACACAACGUCCAUGCUAGCCGCCUUUAGGUACCAUGCGCAGAGUUGAGCUUCCGAUAACCAUAGCCACGGGUCCGGCCGGCACUCAUAAUGGCUGAGGAGUUCGUCCUUCUGUGGCCGAGGUGGAGAUCGAACUUCUCCUAGUUCAGUAUGAGCUCGUUGCCGAUUACAGAGGAGAACCGCUUUGCUCCCAUCACUGACGAUGACCACUCCGGGUAUCUGUGGAUAACCUCCAUUCUCUGUUUGAUAUACGCUUCCCUUAUCAUCAUUGUGAGACUACACAUAAAAUGGAACAUGUACGGUGUGGACGACUGGACGGCACUGAUAGCAACGGUGUUUCAAUUCGGCCAGGUCGUGCCGCUUUUUGUUGCCAUGAACAACGGCCUCGGGCAUUCUGAACAGCUCCUUGAACCCGCUUCCAUAGAAAGAGCCGGGAAGGCAGCCUUCGUGUCUCACAUCUUCCUCAUCCUCUCCCUUUCCUUCGCCAAAGGCUCCGUAGCAGCUCUCAUGCUCCGCCUCUUCACCCGCGACAUAACAGCAACUCGGAAAUCCUGGAUCUUGUGCCACGCCACAAUCGUCUUGAUUGGCAUCUGGUGCAUUGGAUCCAUCAUCGCUAUAUCGAUCUCCUGCGAUCCUGAUGGCUUCCUUCGCGGCUUUGAACGGGAGUGCGGUUAUCAAGUGAAUCGCUGGCGAGCCAUCACUGCAACCAACAUCCUCAUCGAGCUCCUGCUAAUGCUUUUACCGAUAUUCUUCAUUUGGCCGAUCCAAAUGAAGACGUACAUCAAGCUUCAAGUCGUCAUUGCUUUCGGGUUCCGGUUCCCAAUCGUGGGUCUGGCUGCUGCCCACCUGCACUAUGUCUCGAGUUAUGAACAUAGCACCGAUGUCUCGAUAGCCAUCAUUCCGGCUUUACUCUACUCGCAGUUUGAACUCUUCUGGUCUCUCCUAGCGGCAACUAUCCCAACAUUGAAGGCAUUCAUGCGCUCGUUCAACUCCGGAUUCGGUAUGGAAAUCGAUCUGGACGGGUAUGGUUCGGGGUACGGCUCCGGCUAUGGUUCGAGGGGCCGCAACACCGGAAGCUAUCCGCUGCACUCUCUCAAAGACUCGUCGAAAACGAACGGCCCAGCCACAUCGCGCACCGUAACAACGAAAUCAUCGAAGUCUAGGAAGAACGGCAUCGAUGACGAUCUCUCGGGUAUAUCGAGCAGACCUACAAAGAACAGGUUGCGGGCAACUGCAAGUGUUACGAGCGAUGGAAGUCAGGAGUUGAUAAUUCAGCGGGGAAUGCAGUGCUCCGUUCACAGCGACGACUUCCAUCCAAAGAACUCGUCGUCGACCUCAUGAGCGUUGCUGCUGUGCAGCCGUUCCAUCAUGUCGAUCUUGGCCCAGCGCCAUUAUUCUACGACUCUCGCUCUUUAUUACUGGGGCCAUUCUGUCUCC
Molecule: messenger RNA, 1515 nt
Organism: Westerdykella ornata
Lineage: Eukaryota; Fungi; Ascomycota; Dothideomycetes; Pleosporales; Sporormiaceae
Exons: 3
Coding region: 229-1419 (396 amino acids)
Source: RefSeq, a predicted model, not a curated record